AGCUUAGCGUGAGUUUCUGACUUUGGAGUCGGACCUGCCUCUCGCAGUCUCCUUUUCUUUGUAUCCAGGGUCUGAGGGUCGCUACUGACUCUAAAUCCCCGCUCCCGCCCCACCACCCCAAGCAAAUUCAGACGUCUCGACCUCUGAAGACUUGUGUUGCCUGAGGAAGCCCUGAAGUUGAGGAAGAGGAAAGAACAGGAGUCAGGCAUGGCUCUUUCUCAGACACAGUUGACCAUCGAGGAUGUGGACAUCAAGUUCACUCCAGAGGAGUGGGAAUGCCUCGACCCUGCUCAGAGGACCUUGUACCGGGACGUGAUGGAGGAGACCUACAGGAACCUGCUGUCUGUGGGUUCGUCUUGUAUACAUAUGACCAAGAAAUUACAAGCAAAAGAAAACAGUGGAAAAGGAGAAAUUUUGCAAAGAGUGAUGUUUGGAAGAGCUGAAACCUAUGAAACCAAAGAUUUUUUCCUCUGGAAGAUACAGGAAACUGUGCAUGGUUUUGAGAGUCUGUGGACAGAUGCUGAAAGAAAUGACAAAGGAAUGUCUAUAUCCCAUAACAGAAAUCUCACUGGUGGAAGAGAUCAUCAGAGUAGAAAUGAUGUAGGAGAUAAGCCUGUUGAAAUGCACAGAUCAAGCUUUCAUGAUGAAUUGCAGGUGCUUCAGUCUGAAGGGACAGUUUUUGAAUAUAGUCAAAUUGUGACGAAUAUCAACAGUAGUGCCUCAGGUUUGCCACCUCAGAGAACUCGUAGUGUCUGUAAAGGCAUUUCUCAUAAACAUGAGAAUGCUGUUAUGCGUCCCUCAGAACUGGCACCAGACCAGGAAUCACAGAAGGAAAAAUCUUACAAAUGUGAUGAGUGUGAUAUAACGUUUCUUCAGGACUCAGAAUUCACUAGACAUCAAAGAAUCCAUACAGGAAGAAAACCAUAUAAAGAUGACGUGUGUGGCAAGGCCCUUAAUGUGAGCCUUGCAGUUCAUCGAACAAAUCAUACUGGAGAGAAGCCAUAUACAUGUGAUGUGUGUGGAAAGGCCUUUACUCACAGAGAAAGCCAUGCACUUCAUCAGAUGCUUCAUACUGGAGAGAAACCAUAUAAAUGUGAUGUGUGUGGAAAGGCCUUUACUUACAAAAAAAGCCAUGCACUUCAUCAGACCCUUCAUACUGGAGAGAAACCGUAUAAAUGUGAUGUAUGUGGCCGUGGCUAUACUCGAAAGUCAAAACUUGAAAUUCAUCAGAGAAUUCAUACUGGAGAGAAUUCUUAUAAAUGUGAUGUAUGUGGCUGUGGCUUUACUGGAAAGAGACAUCUUGGAAGUCAUCGGAGAAUUCAUACUGAAGAGAAACCUUACAAAUGUAGUAGCUGUGACAAACGUUUUUUUACACUAUCAUCCUUAAAUAUACAUCAGGCAGUUCAUACAGGUGAGAAAGCAUGUAAAUGUAAUUUAUGUGGCAAAAUAUUCAGUUCCAGGGGUAAAUUUGCAGUUCAUCAGAGAACUCAUACUGGAGAAAAACCAUAUAAAUGUGAUACGUGUGGAAAGGCCUUUGCUCGCAAAGAUAGCCAUGUACUUCAUCAGAUCCUUCAUACUGGAGAGAAACCAUAUAAAUGUGAAGUAUGUGGCCGUGGUUAUACUCGAAGCACACAACUUGCAAUUCAUCAGAGGGUUCAUACUGGAGAGAAACCAUAUAAAUGUGACAUAUGUGGCAAGGCCUUUAUUAUAAGUGGAAGCCUUACAUCUCAUCGGAAAGUUCAUACCAGAGAGAAACCAUAUAAGUGUGAUGUAUGUGGCAAGGCCUUUAGUGUAAAUGGAAGCCUUACAUCUCAUCGGAAUAUUCAUACUGGAGAGAAACCAUAUGAAUGUGAUGUAUGUGGUAAGGCCUUUAGUGUAUAUGGAAGCCUUACAUAUCAUCGGAAAAUUCAUACCGGAGAGAAACCAUAUAAAUGUGAUGUAUGUGGUAAGGCCUUUAGUGUAAAUGGAAGACUUAAAUCUCAUCAGAAAACUCAUUCUGGAGAGAAACCAUAUAAAUGUGAAGUAUGUGGCAAGGCCUUUAGUUUCAGUGCAAGCCUUGCAGUUCAUCAGACCCUUCAUACUGGAGAGAAACCGUAUAAAUGUGAUGUAUGUGGUCGUGGCUAUACUCGAAAGUCAAAACUUGAAAUUCAUCAGAGAAUUCAUACUGGAGAGAAUUCUUGUAAAUGUGAUGUAUGUGGCCGUGGCUUUACUGGAAAGAGACAUCUUGGAAGUCAUCGGAGAAUUCAUACUGAAGAGAAACCUUACAAAUGUAGUAGCUGUGACAAACGUUUUUUUACACUAUCAUCCUUAAAUAUACAUCAGGCAGUUCAUACAGGUGAGAAAGCAUGUAAAUGUAAUUUAUGUGGCAAAAUAUUCAGUUCCAGGGGUAACUUUGCAGUUCAUCAGAGAACUCAUACUGGAGAGAAACCAUAUAAAUGUGAUAUGUGUGGAAAGGCCUUUACUCGCAAAGAUAGCCAUGUACUUCAUCAGAUCCUUCAUACUGGAGAGAAACCAUAUAAAUGUGAAGUAUGUGGCCGUGGUUAUACUCGAAGCACACAACUUGCAAUUCAUCAGAGGGUUCAUACUGGAGAGAAACCAUAUAAAUGUGACAUAUGUGGCAAGGCCUUUAUUAUAAGUGGAAGCCUUACAUCUCAUCGGAAAGUUCAUACCAGAGAGAAACCAUAUAAGUGUGAUGUAUGUGGCAAGGCCUUUAGUGUAAAUGGAAGCCUUACAUCUCAUCGGAAUAUUCAUACCGGAGAGAAACCAUAUAAAUGUGAUGUAUGUGGUAAGGCCUUUAGUGUAAACGGAAGACUUAAAUCUCAUCAGAAAACUCAUUCUGGAGAGAAACCAUAUAAAUGUGAAGUAUGUGGCAAGGCCUUUAGUUUCAAUGCAAGCCUUGCAGUUCAUCGGAGAAUUCAUACUGGAGAGAAACCAUAUAAGUGUGUUGUGUGUGGAAAGGCCUUUAGACAAACUUCAUCCUUUGCAGUUCAUCGAAGAAUUCAUUCUGGAGAGAAACUGAGAGGGUAACAUGCAGGAAGGACAGGGGUCUCCAAACAGAGGAAAUAGGCUGCAAGUCUCUCUUAAAAUUCUGUGUUGCUAUAAUGACACCUGGUUCCACCUGAACUUAAUUUUUCUCUAAUCUCGAGCUAAACCUCGAGCAUUUUUCUUACGGAAAUGUUUUUCUUAAGCUAUGUUAAUGAAACUAUGUAUUUGCUUUGGAAUUGGCCUUUCUUCAAAAUGAUCCCUCCUAAGACUGUCAUCAAAUUUGACUGUCAUCAUACCAUGGGCUGAUGAUAGCUCAACAAAACAGUAUUUGUAUCAGUUGUUUUAUGGCUGGGGGAUGACACAUCUCUUGCCAUCCUAUCUCAAAAAUGCAUAUUGUGGGAAAGGGGCCUGCUGAAACUCCCUCAGUCUUGAGGUGUCGCUCUUAUCUGAUGAAUAACUUUCUAACCAACAUAAAACAGCUUGCUAAAACUCGCAGGGGGGCACUCUCCAUCCCCCUUCUGAUGUCUAUGUUGGAAGCUUUCUCUGUCCCUUUUUCACUUCAAAAACUCUGCUACACAAAAGCUCUUGAAUGAUCAAGCCUGGUCCCUGGUCCCAAAGCUAAAUCUUCAUUGGAGAUCAUGAAUCCCACACUAGUCACAAUAAGUUAUCAAAACCUUACAAAUGUAAGAGUUGUGACAAAGGUUUUAGUGCACAGUCAGCCUUAACUCACUAUCAGGCAGUUCAUCCAGGAAAGAAAGCAUAGAAAUGUGAUGUAUGGCUGGUACUUGAAAUGACCAUCAUAGGAAGCAUCAGAUAAUUCAUAGUGGAGAAAACUGUUACAAAUGGAACAACUGUGAGAAACAGUGCAAAUGUAAUGAGUGUGGCAAAGCCUUUAGUUAGAGUUCAGGCCUUAUAAUUCAUCAGGGUAUUCAUACUGUAUAGAAAACAUACAAAUGAAAUGAAUGUGGCAAAGCUUCUAUUUCAUGUUCAGCCUUAACUGACCAUUGGGCAGUUCAUACAGGAGAGAAACUGAAGAGGAAAAGUUAAAAUUUUACCUCCUUCUCCUUCUGCCUCUAACUCAGCUUGCUUCUUGCAAAGUCUAGAUCACGUAGGUCUCAGAAAGUGGGGACUCACAAUACUAGUAACUGGAGCUUAUCCCAUUCACCCUUGUCUUGCUGUUUGGACUCACCCUAGCCCCUGCAAACCUGCUUAAUCAUGCCUGUCCAUGUAUAAAAACUCUGUAACCCCUUUGUUCGGGGCUCAGAGCUUGGAGUGUUAACUCCUCUGGGCCCACCAGUGUAAUAAACCUCAGUUCUCCAA
Molecule: messenger RNA, 4305 nt
Organism: Cervus elaphus (red deer)
Lineage: Eukaryota; Metazoa; Chordata; Mammalia; Artiodactyla; Cervidae
Product: zinc finger protein 665-like
Exons: 4
Coding region: 208-3027 (939 amino acids)
Biological process (GO): regulation of transcription by RNA polymerase II
Molecular function (GO): DNA-binding transcription factor activity, RNA polymerase II-specific; RNA polymerase II cis-regulatory region sequence-specific DNA binding
Source: RefSeq, a predicted model, not a curated record